AUGUCAGAUCUGAAUCUGACCAUGCACUGGCAUGGCUUGACACAGCGGAUGGCACCGUUCGCAGACGGAACUCCCCAAGCCUCGCAGUGGCCGAUUCCUCCGGGACACUUUUUCGACUACGAGGUUGCGACCGAAACUGGCGAUGCCGGCACCUACUUCUACCACUCACAUGUAGCGAUGCAAGCCACCACCUGCUCUGGACCUCUGGUUGUGGACGACUGCAGCUCCUGUCCCUUCGAUUACGAUGAUGAACGUAUCUUAUACUUCCAAGACUAUCUCCGUGAGAGCGAUCAAAAAAUGGCGCAAGAUGUCCAAGGCGUUCCAUACAGAUGGCCCGGCGGGACAAAUGGGAUUGUCCUAAACGGCCGUUCUAUUCCUAUUGACAGCAAAGUCACUCCCGGCCCCAGUGGCCAGAACGGAGUUUUUGGCGGAGGACAUGCCAGCAAUCCUGAAGGACAUCCCAGUCCUGGGGUGAAGCAGAUCGCAAACGAGGAGGGCUGCACGCUCCCCGUUAUUGACGUUGAGCCUGGCAAGACCUACCGGUUUCGCAUCGCUGGCGCCACGGGUCUUUCCUUGCUGACGAUGGCUAUUGAGGACCACGCCGAAUUUAGGGUUAUCCAAGCUGACGGCAUGCAGUACCUCCGACCUGUUGACACUCGUGAUUUGCAACUUGGGCCUGGCCAGCGUUUCGAUGUUCUCUUCAAGGCAAAAACGAUCGAAGAACUUGCGGCAGACGGAAACAAGACGACAUAUUACCUGCAGUUUGAAACUCGCAGUCGGCCGGAACAGUUACGUGGAUAUGCCGUGAUUCGCUACGAUGACAACGUCGCAGUUCCAGAAGAACCAGCCAUACCACCAGUCGACCUUCCCGCCAAUCCCAACGGCUGGCUGGAGUAUACUUUUGAGCCUCUUACCGGUGUUGUAGCACCCGCUGCAGAAGAGGUCACUCGCCGUAUUACCCUUGAAGUCGUCCAACUCAAAGACAGUGAUACGGGACGUCAAAUUUGGCAGCUUUCGGGUAUCUCAUGGACCGAAGAAAGCAACAAGGUUCCUCUUCUGGUCGACAUUUACCAAAGAGGCAGAAACGCAAUGCCCAACUACACCGUGGCAAAGGGCAACAAGGGGUGGGACACAAAGACCGGGUCCUUUCCUAUCAAACUGGGUGAGGUCGUGGAGCUUGUCAUACAGAACACCGGUACUAUGUCAAGUGACAUUGGGUUCGUAGAAGCCCACCCGUUCCAUGUUCAUAGCCAGCAUGUCUUCGACAUUGGUAGUGGACCGGGCGUAUACGACGCCGAGGCCAACAACGCGAAGAUCGAAAGGCUUGGAUACAAACCUACCUUGAGAGACACGACUAUGCUCUAUCGUUACCAAGACACAGUCGAUCCCGGACAAGCUGCUGGCUGGAGAGCUUGGAGACUGAAGGCUACAGCCCCGGGGGUUUGGAUGGUCCACUGCCAUAUCCUGGCACAUAUGGUGAUGGGCAUGCAAGCCGUUUUUGUCGUGGGUAAUGAGUGGGACAUCAAGGAGAUUGCUCCGAACGACGUCGCCGGAUACCUUGACUAUGGUGGUAGCGUGUACGGAAACUCGACAUUUGCACCCAGCCCGAACGAGUACUUUUCAGACGUGACGGAUAAGUGCGGCGUCUAUGCACAGAGCGAGGAGGAUGAUCACGAGCCAUCCGAUUACAACUCCACAUCAGGCUACAACUCGACGUCUGAGUACUCCAACUCAACAUCGGACAACGACUCAACGACCGAAGAUGAACCGGAGACCGACGACUCUGUCCCUUCAAUGCAUUAA
Messenger RNA from Sordaria macrospora k-hell, 1803 nucleotides. RefSeq lists its product as uncharacterized. NCBI's taxonomy places the organism in Eukaryota, Fungi, Ascomycota, Sordariomycetes, Sordariales, Sordariaceae. The record is from RefSeq and is a predicted model, not a curated record. Gene Ontology annotation, molecular function: copper ion binding; oxidoreductase activity.